Molecule: messenger RNA, 460 nt
Organism: Mizuhopecten yessoensis (Yesso scallop)
Lineage: Eukaryota; Metazoa; Mollusca; Bivalvia; Pectinida; Pectinidae
Product: zinc metalloproteinase nas-26-like
Exons: 4
Biological process (GO): proteolysis
Molecular function (GO): metalloendopeptidase activity
Source: RefSeq, a predicted model, not a curated record
AUAGCUUGUCUUCUGCGUAUAGAAUGGCUUACAUAAGAUUGUACUGUUUUCUGCUUUUUGCUGUUUGUAGCAUCUACGGAGAUGUAUCAGGAAACGCACAGCUAAGAAAUGACGUACGUGACCACCUGAAGUUAUGGCCAAAAAAGACGAUGCUUUACGCAAUAGGCAGUAAUUAUGAAAGUGAUGGAUGGAUCUUUCUCAAAUUUGAUAUUGUAUGCUAUACUGAAGAUGUGGGGGAAAAUACACAAAAAAGACAGUGUCUUUACCUAGCUGACGACUGUUUUAACGAGAGAGAUAUAGUUUCUCUGUUGGUGGUCACAAUGGGGCUGUAUCCUGAACAUCAGAGACCCGACAGAGACCAGUACAUACAGGUACACAUGGACAACGUACAGGAUGGUAAGUAUACCAGACACACGACAGGUACCAGUACAUACAGUUACACAUGGACAACGUACGGAUG